AUGACAAUAACGUUUUGUAGAAAUCUUGAUCAACUGCAAUUAGUUGCCUGUUUGACUAUAAUUGUUGAUGGAUUAAAAAUUUCAUUUGCACUUACGGAUAUUAUAAUAGAAGAGUUUGAAAAUCGGCAUAGUAUAUUAAAAAGAGUCAACAAAGUUGCAGAGCAGUGGUAUUUUAAAAUUUUAGUGAUUAUUGGACUGUUGUGUCUUAUGGUUAUUGAAAUACUAUUUAUUGUAUUAAUUGUCAAUAUUUAUCAAAAUAUUCCUGUUGAUGAAGCAUACAGUGACGAAAGUGAAUCUCAUGAUUUUAAUAGUGAACUGUCAGUCAAUAGAUUGUUAGGAGACUUUGAUUCUGAUUCAAUCAUUACUGUAGAUGGAAUUACUAUACCAGCUUUAAUGGUGCAGACAAAGUCUUCUAUACAAGGAGCUAAUGGACAGAUAUCGUAG
Chironomus riparius is the source of this 444-nucleotide messenger RNA. NCBI's taxonomy places the organism in Eukaryota, Metazoa, Arthropoda, Insecta, Diptera, Chironomidae. The record is from the annotation of a GenBank genome assembly.